UUUUGAGAGAAAUGACUUUGUGCUAUAAGGGUUGAAAUUACCCUUAGACAUUCAGCAUUGGUAUCUUACAAAUAUUGAAUGUGUCCGUGUUUUUAAUAAGACGCAAUAGUGAAUUGGAUGUCAUACACCAUACUAAAGACAUAAGUGAAUCAUACAUAUGCUUUGGUGUAUUGGAUGUAUAGGAAAAUAACGUCUCGUGUCUAUUCUGUCGAGUAACAUGGCGUCUUCUUCUUCCAAUUAUCAAACAACAAAAGAAACAACAAAUGCUUCUCGUGUGUUACAUUUACUGUUUGGUCCGUGUACCGACCAGUUCCGGGAUUUACUGGCUCACCACAUUCCUCCCCACAUUCUGUUUGGAAAACUACAGCAAGAAAGACAGAAAAGAAAACCGUAUCUAAAUAAACUAUCCAUCAUGCAAACUGAUUUGUUACUCCCAAAAUCUGGAGUUUACAGUCCAAACUAUGUUGAUUUUGACGUCACACUCCUUUAUACCUUGUUACGUAAUCUCUCCGGUUUACCGCCCCAUAAGAAUGGAUGGGGCAAAGACCCGGAUCCCAACGACUUUUCUGAGGCAGCAAAUAUCGAACGGAUAAGAAUACUUAGAAAUAAGUUUAGUCAUAAUUUUUCAAUGUCAAUAUCAGAUGUUGAUUUUCAAGAUAUCUGGACCAAUAUGAAGCGAGUUAUUCAAGACAUAGAUAACAUUUUAUCAAAUGGAGGAAAAUAUGGAAGAGCAAUGGUCCCAUUAGAAUACAUGACGAUGGAUCCAAAUGAGACUAACCGUUUGAAAAAAGAACUUAAGAGAAAAAACCAGGAAGAGAUACAGUGUAAAAAAGAAAUAAAGAAAUUUAAACGUGAUCUUAGAAAGAUGAAAACUGCAGUACAAGAAAUUCAGACUAGCUCAAAUAUUCCGGAGAAUAUUCAAAAACAACAUAAAAAGACUCUUGACAAUUGGAGAAAAGAAGACGAAAAAUACGUUGAACCUCAUUUCUUCCAGAAUUUGAUGCAAACUAUCAGUGAAAGUGAUAUCACUAUAUUAACUGGAGGGCCAGGAUGUGGUAAAACAGCAACCUCUCGCCAUAUUGCAAUCAAAUAUCUAGAUUUAGAUUUCACAGUAAUUCCUGUACGUUGUCCAGGGGAUAUUAUAUCCUACGGGGAUCCUGAAUUAGGACAGAUUUUUGUCCUUGAUAACAUUUUCGGGGCUAUUUGUUUUGAAGAACAGCUCUACAAUGAAUUCCGACGAAACUUUGAAUCGAUUCAAAAUAUACUUGAUAAAAAGUCAAAAUUGUUGAUAACAUGUCGGAAAAAUGUUCUCAUUGAGGCUAAUCAGUUGAAAUAUCAGAGAAUUUUACCGAAAACUGUAUUUGAUCUUGGGAACGAUGAAAAUGAAUUAACGAAAGAUGACAAGUUAUCUAUUUUGUCCGCAUAUUUCAAUGCCACUGAUUUCUCUGGACUAGAAUUGCAAGAUUAUGUCACAGAAAAUUGUAUGCUUCCUAUGUUUCCAUUGCUUUGUAAAAUGUUUUCAGCGAAUGCAGACUUCAGAAACAAGGGUACUUGUUUUUUUAAAGAACCAUACCCGAUUAUUUUUGAUCAUUUGGAAGAAAUGGAAAAGGAAAAUCGAUUGUGCUAUGCAGCUCUAGUUUUUUGCAUGUUGAACGCUGGACGUAUUUCUGAAAAUGCCUUGGAAAAUGAAAGGGUCCUUAAAGAAAAUGUUUUUAAAUUUUGUAGAGUAAAAAAUGGGACAGAUAAUUGGGAGAUAAUGAAUGCUGUAGUACAGAUAGAUGGAACAUAUCUGAAAGAAAGCGAGGGUGGAUUUUCAUUUUUGCAUGAUUUGAUAUUUGAAAUUGUUGCUUGUUACUUCGGAAAAAAAUUCCCAAGAGAAAUCAUCAACAAUUUGUCCAGUGAAUUUAUUUCACGAAGACUAACCUUAGAGAAUGAAACAGAGGGAGACAUUCUAACCAUUAAAAUCCCAGAGUGUGAUUAUAUUACACUAGCCAAUAGACUGUAUAGAGAUACAAAAGACCUCAAACUUUAUAACGUGUUUGGUUCAGAGUUUCUCCACAAUGCAAAAAUGUGCAACUACUUUCUUUUGGCACUGACAGAUGAUAAAGAAGUAAAUGUUCAAGACAUGUUUUUGUCUCCUAUAUCAGAUUUCAAAGAUUCCCAAGCUGUGUCUUUUCCAUGUCGCAAAAAUCUGGAUGCAGAGGAAUUCGCCAAAUUACCUUUGUCUAUUUUAAUAGAGGAUCCCUCUGAUAUUUUUAUUGAAUUAGAUGAGGAAGAUAUUCAUGAUGAUUCUUAUGCAUUCCUUUUCCCAAGGAAUUGUCGAAUUCGAUUGAUUAGCUGGGUCGUUGGUUAUGGGCACGAAGCAAUUUUACGAUACCUACAUGACAAAAUGUCUUUGAAUAAUACAGAUAUAGGGGCUGUGUUUGGUACUGAAGUUGAAAGCCAACUAAGAUAUCUUCUCCUAGGUUGUUAUUCAAGGAAUGCUUACAUUGUUGGGUUUAUUUUAAAUCAUACAAACCCUGCCUGUAUAAACCGGUAUCCAUGCCUGAAAGAGAAAGACAGUGAUGGAAUAAGCUUUUAUACGCCAUUUACCCCGUUGAUACUUUCUGUCUUGCUGAAGAGUGUUGAUAUAGUUGACAUCCUAUUAAAAGCUGGGGCCGAUGUGAAUGUGUGCGAUGCAAAUGGGAACACUCCAUUGGAUUUUGCGAUAUACACAUCCGAAAUAAAUACCAUUAAGACGCUUAUAGAAGCUGGAACUGAUCUGAAUAGAUGUGAAAAUGGGACACCUCCUCUUGUCUUUGCAGCAAAGUUGAAUAAUACUGACGCUGUAAAAUCUCUCUUGACAAAUGGAGCUCAUUGCAAUUAUCGUACGGAAGAUGGAACAACAGCACUGUAUUUUGCAUCAAAAAACGGGAAUAUAGACAUGGUUAAAACUUUAUUCGAGUUCGGGGCUGAUUAUUCAAUCUAUAAGAACAAAGACAAAUCUCCUUUUUGUAUCGCUACAGCUGAAGGUCAUCUUUUUGUUCUUGAGUUUCUCCUUGAAAAGGGUGCAAAUUGUAAUUUCGUAGAUGAAUGUAGUAGGACUCCAAUAAUUCUUGCAUCAGAAAGAGGGUUUCUAGAAAUUGUUUUGUUCCUGCUGAACAAAGGGGCCGAUUGCAAUAAAUGCACUGAUUUUGACGAAUCUCCCUUAUUUGCAGCUGUUCGUUAUGGACACUCAGAGAUAGUGAGUCUUUUGAUUGACAAGGGAGCAGAUGUAAAUGUAAGCUGUAGGUCUAUGUUCAAUUAUGCAAAAAAAUCAACCCCUCUUCACGAAGCAGUAAAGUUAAAUGAUAGUAUAGGAAUCAAUUUACUCCAGAGAAAAUACCUUGAAUAUAGACUAGAAAAUGACGAAAACAUGACCCCUCUGGAAAUGAGCCUUUGGAUGGGAUUUAAAGAAAUCACGAAUCUUUUGAUAAAAGGUGAAAAUUGUCUUUUACAAGGAAAGGGAAAUGAGCAUUUAUACGAAAUAAUAACGAAAUUGCGAUCGUCAGUUUUAUUUCUUAACAAUGGGGAUGACGUAGAAGUAAAAAGUACAAAAACUUUAUAUUGUCGUGAAAGCUCACUGGUCCAUGAAGUGAUCUCAAACGAUGAAUAUGGAUCAUUAAGUCAUCUACUCUCUUUAGGACUCAGAACAGAUAGAAAUAUCGUCUUAUAUGAAAAAUUCAAUCCUCUUUGCGGCGCGCUUAUAGCCUGUUUCAAUAAUGAUCACGGGGAUUUAAUGUCAAACUUUAUAAUUGAAAACUGCAUCGAUAACGACAAUAUCCAGCUUCUGAAAUUGAUUUUAGACCACAUGUUUAAGAGAGGAAUGCACAAGAAACCUGACUUGAAACCAUUUAUAUUGGAAAAUGAAGAUUUCUUAGAGAGAACUGAACCUGAUUUCGCUAUUCUUGGUACUGGUCGAGUUCACUGCAAAGGCUUAUUUGCCCAUCAAAUUGGGUACAUUAUGGACAAUUCAAACUCCAUUUUACAUGCUUUAUUGAGGCAUAUAUCUACAUUGAAAUAUAGAAUUUUCGACGAUUGUUAUCCUGAAUCAUUUCUAUAUGAACAUGAGGAUUAUAUAUUUAUUUCCAAUGCUCUAGCGUACCUUAAAACAAAAAUGAGACGACACUCUAUCUAAACAUUAUUAUGAGUAACAUGAACAUUAAACACCUGCAACACUGUUAUUCUUAUUGGUCAUCUAAGAAGGCAAAAACAUAGUUUAUGUAUUUUUUUGUGUUGGUUUUAUUCAAUAUUCAAAAAUAAUAUUAUCCAUAUGAAUGUACAUACUAUAAAUAUGCAUAUUAAAGCCAGACAGAGUGUUAUUCUUUUUUUAUUCAACUAACUCUGAGGUUGGACAAUGUUCUUUUCCACACAUAGGAGUUGUUCUUUUAUUGCCGAUGCAUGUGAAAUACUAUAACUAGCUAUUUUUUAGUAACGAAUCAUAAAACUGAUCCCUUAACUUUAUUAGA
Saccostrea cuccullata (small rock oyster) is the source of this 4487-nucleotide messenger RNA. RefSeq lists its product as uncharacterized. The coding region runs from base 218 to 4156 and encodes 1312 amino acids. The transcript is spliced from 3 exons. Lineage: Eukaryota; Metazoa; Mollusca; Bivalvia; Ostreida; Ostreidae. The record is from RefSeq and is a predicted model, not a curated record. Gene Ontology annotation, molecular function: protein binding.